This is a messenger RNA of Vicia villosa (hairy vetch), 555 nucleotides long. RefSeq lists its product as uncharacterized. The coding region runs from base 1 to 555 and encodes 184 amino acids. NCBI's taxonomy places the organism in Eukaryota, Viridiplantae, Streptophyta, Magnoliopsida, Fabales, Fabaceae. The transcript has 2 exons. The record is from RefSeq and is a predicted model, not a curated record.
AUGAGUGACCUUGGUAUCGUGACAUACUUCCUUGGCAUAAAGCUCCACAAAUCCGAAAAGGGACUGCUUAUGCAUCAAAGGAGAUAUGCUCUUGAGAUAUUGAAGAAGUGUGAUGAGGAGCAUUGUAAUGUUGUCAUUACACCAGCUGAAUCAAGGUUGCAGCUGUCCAAGAAUGAAGAGGAGCAGAACGUAGACCCAACUCAAUAUAGAAGGUUGAUUAGAUCAUUACGUUACUUGUGCAAUACGAGACCAGAUUUGGCAUUUAGUGCGGAUAUUGCAACAAGGGUCCUUGGUUUGCGCUGCCACCUUGACUUAGAAGAUGACCAAAUGCAAAUAUGUUCCUCAUUUGAUUUUUCUGCUCCCAUUUCUGAGGCUAGAGUGAGACCAAUAAAAGCUCUGUACUUUGCUUAUUUUUUGGUAGUUUGGAAUUCAAAAUACGAGGAUACUUCUACUACCAGCAUUACUUCUCUCUCAAAGAUGAGCCCCACACCUCUUCCUCUUGUAUCGGGUGAUCAGUCCGUGAAGACAAUCCACAUUGUGCAUUUAAGCAUGUAG